UUGUGGGAACUAUUUCUUUUUUUCAUUUUGGAACUGUGGAUCUCGUUAACAUAUGAAGUGUUUUCAUUUUACCAACGGCGAAGGCCGUGACGGGGGAGAGGAAAGCGGUGGCGGCGGCGUUUCUAGGGCGUCUUCGAAGGUGACGUGGACAAGGUCAUUAAGCGUUGCAUCAAGCAGCGUCGACACGCGUCGUUCCGAGUUCGAUUCAGAGUCGUCUAGGGACUUUGCGUCGGCCGUGAGUUUCUGCGAGUUCCUGACUCAGCGUCGAGCUAACGAUCUGCGUGUCUUCACAUUCGCGGAGCUGAAAUCAGCUACGCGCGGGUUCAGCAGAACCCUUCUGAUAGGUGAAGGAGGGUUCGGUUGCGUUUAUAGAGGCGCCGUGAAGGUUUCCGAUGAAGCUAACGGCGGACGUGAUUCAAAGUUGGACGUCGCCAUUAAACAGCUCAAUCGUCACGGUUUCCAGGGGCACAAGGAAUGGAUCAAUGAAGUGAACCUAUUAGGCGUAGUUAAGCAUCCGAAUCUUGUUCGAUUAAUCGGGUACUGUGCUGAGGACGACGAGAGAGGGAUUCAAAGACUUCUAGUCUACGAGCUUAUGCGAAACAAAAGCUUGGAGGAUCGACUUUUGGCUCGGACCACACCACUGCCGUUACCUUGGGUGACAAGGUUGAGUAUUGCUCAAGACGCUGCUCGGGGUUUGGCUUACCUACAUGAAGAAAUGGAUUUCCAGCUAAUAUUUCGAGACUUUAAAACAUCGAAUAUUCUACUAGAUGAGGACUUCAAUGCGAAGCUUUCGGACUUUGGACUGGCUAGACAAGGACCUACCGAAGGAUGUGGGCAUGUUUCAACAGCAGUUGUCGGCACGGUAGGUUACGCUGCCCCAGAGUAUGUGCAAACCGGCAGGCUAACUGCUAAGAGCGAUGUUUGGAGCUUCGGGGUGGUUCUAUACGAGCUCAUCACAGGAAGACGAGCGCUAGAAAGAAAUCUACCUCGAAGCGAGCAAAAGCUCCUCGAAUGGGUGAGACCUUACAUAUCAGAUUCAAAGAAAUUUCACCUUAUCAUAGACCCUCGCCUCGAAGGACAGUAUUGCAUCAAAUCAUCUCGGAAACUAGCAUCCAUGGCAAACAAAUGUCUGAUGAAAAACCCUAAAUCCCGCCCCAAAAUGAGCGAAGUGGUCGAGAUGCUAGGCAACAUCAUUAGCGAGACUUCAUCUCAAUAUGAACCGGCCUCUCGAUCAAUAGGCGAAAACGAAGACACCAAGGAAGAAAGUGAAGUGGAGACCGAGGUCAAGUCCACGAAGCAAGGACACAAUUACUUGAAGAAGGUGUUUGAUAUAAAAGAAAUAAUUAGCUUACGAAACCGAUCGGUUGGGAAGUUAGAUUGGAGAAAUUGGACGCCGGGGUUGGUGAGAACUUGGUAACGGCGAACUUUCCGUGUCGGACUAUCUGAAUCAAAGAGAAACACGCACUACGAAUAUGAUAUGUUUAGUUCUUCAAACAUUUAAACAAUAAUUUAUUUCUUUCUCCAACUCUUUUUGUUGAAAAGUUGUAAAUAUGGUUUUUGCAAAGAAAAGAUGCAUUUGGUUCA
Hibiscus syriacus is the source of this 1584-nucleotide messenger RNA. Its product is annotated as serine/threonine-protein kinase PCRK1-like. Lineage: Eukaryota; Viridiplantae; Streptophyta; Magnoliopsida; Malvales; Malvaceae. Gene Ontology annotation, biological process: protein phosphorylation. The transcript is spliced from 4 exons. The record is from RefSeq and is a predicted model, not a curated record. Gene Ontology annotation, molecular function: ATP binding; protein kinase activity. Bases 53 to 1417 code for a protein of 454 amino acids.